AUGCAAAAAAAAGAUGAACAGAUUCAAAAACUUGAAGAAACAGUAAACAAUUUACAGCAAGAAAUUAAAGAUUUAUUCGUAGCGAAUUUUAAAAUAUUUGAUUUUGAUGAUGAAAAUGAACGAAUUUAUGAAUCUAUCAAUCCAUCUUCUGCCACCGAUGAAUUUUUUGCAAAUAUUGAAACGGAAGAAGGAAAAAUUGAUUUGAAGUCAGAUGCUCAGAAUGUUAGCGAUGAAAAAGUGAACUUGGAAAUGGAGGAAUCUGAAACUGUUGGAAAAGGUGAAACACCAACAGAAACGAUUGAUAGUGAAUCCGAUGUAAAGUAUCAUGCAGCAGCAGCAGCAGCAGCAGUAACUGAUUUGCAUGCAACAGGCGCUACACAAAAAAUUGCGCACAUUCAUUCGGAGGAAUAUAUGAAAAAGUUGAAUUAUAUUCGUGAAACAGCAAAAUUAUGUAUUGAAAAUUAUAAGGAACAAUUGAAGUAUAAAGAUGAAGUUAUUGAAAAAUAUAAAUCAUUGCUGAAAAUUAUGCCGGAUGAGUGCGAUGCGCAAAGAAUCACUGAUAAUGAUUCAGCGCUAAUUAUGGACAAUUUAUCGUGGCGAAAAUUACGAACAUCAAGCGAAAUUUUAUCUCAAAAUUACAAUGCUGUUAUUGAAGCAAAAGAUAUGGAAAUAGUUAAAUUACGAAAUGAAAUUGAGCAAUUUAAUAAGGCAAAUCAAAAACUUACAAAUGAUCUCCAACAUUUUUACAAGAAAACUAAACAUUAUACCGAAAUCAGUACGCAAACUGAUUUACGUGAAGUGAUGGACGAUGAUGAAAUUGCGGAAAGAAUUAUUUCAAAUGAAGAAAACAAUUCAAAAUCAAAUGUAACAGAGGAAUCAAGAAAAAGUACUAUCAAUCAAAAAUCGACAAUAAUUACACGGACGCAUACGCCAUCAUUAAUACAGUCCACCAAACAUAAUGCUCCAACUGAUAAUGAAGUAACUGAUAAUGAUAUUAUGAUGGAAACAUUACGACGAGAGGAAUCAAAAAUGAUGAUAAUGCGUAUGGAAAUUAGAGAUUUAAAACAGCGUAACGCUGCAUUACAUAUUCAGAAUCAGGAACUGGAAAAGGCAUGUGAAAGUAUUCGAGCUGAAGCAUUAUCUGAAAUUAAACAAAGUUAUACAUCCAAUAUUAGCACCGAAUCAGAAGCUAUUGUCAUGAAACUUCAACAAGAACUUUCUGCUCUUAAAUUAGAAGCUGGAAAUCAAAAAAAAUUGAUUCGAGAACAAAAAGAAAUUAUUGAUCGAUUGCAGAAAAAUCAAUCCGUUAAAAAUGCAGAGGAAGAGAUAUCAAAGUGGCACGAAAAGAAGGGACGUGAAAGUAACAUAAGUGCACUUCGGAAAAAACUAAAAGAAACGGAACAACGUGAACAAGAAAUAUGCGAAAGAUUGAAGAAGCGGGAACAGCAAAUUGAGCAAUUGCAUAAAUUUGAAAACAGCAGAAGCACUGAAUUGAGACGAUUGCAGGAAAUGAUGAGAAGAUUGAAGAAUGAUAAAGAAAUGAGCAAUUUGCAAAUGAAAAUAGUAAAUGAUCGCUUAAAAACGGCAGAGGAAACAAAUAGAUAUUUGAAUCAGAAGAUAGCUCAAAUGAAAAAG
Molecule: messenger RNA, 1635 nt
Organism: Acanthocheilonema viteae
Lineage: Eukaryota; Metazoa; Nematoda; Chromadorea; Rhabditida; Onchocercidae
Source: the annotation of a GenBank genome assembly